UCAACCAGCCAGCCACUAAACAAAGAAAGUUCUCCUUCUCAAUUACGCCGUUUCGCUCUCCGUCUCCACGCUUCCCAAAACCUUCCCCCUGUUUCCUUUCCCCGAUUCCGAUCGCCCGCCUUCCUCCGCCUAAUUAGAUUCCGGCGAUAAUGGCUGAAGCAAACGGUAACCCCGCCACGCCUGCUCCACUGACGAAAGAGGAGGAGGAGGAGAGGCUGAAGUACUUGGAGUUUGUCCAAGCAGCAGCGCUUCACGCUCUGGUGACGUUCACGAACCUCUACGUCUACGCCAAGGACAAGGCCGGUCCGUUGAAGCCUGGUGUGGAGACCGUCGAAGGAACUGUUAAGACCGUGGUUGGCCCUGUUUACGAUAAGUUCCAGGACGUUCCCAUUGAAGUCCUCAAGUUCGUUGAUCGCAAGGUAGAUGAAUCUGUUACUAGCAUCGACCGCCGUGUGCCACCUGUUGUCAAGCAAGUAUCGGCCCAGGCAUUCUCGGCAGCACAGGCUGCCCCGGGAGCUGCCCGUGCUGUGGCCACCGAGGUUCAGCGAUCCGGUGUGAAGGAAACCAUGACUGGGUUGGCGAAAACCGUCUACACCAAGUACGAGCCCAAGGCGAAGGAGCUGUACACGGCGUACGAGCCUAAAGCCGAGCAGUGUGCUGUCUCGGCCUGGCGAAGGCUCAACCAGCUUCCCCUCUUCCCUCAGGUGGCUCAAGUGGUCGUCCCAUCGGCUGCUUACUGGUCCGAGAGGUACAACGAGACAGUGGCCAGCACUGCUGAGAAAGGUUACAAGGUGUCUUCUUACUUGCCUCUAGUGCCUACUAAGAGGAUCGCCAAGGUGUUCAGUGAUGAUGCUGCAGCAGCUCCACAAUUGAUUUCUAACUGAAUGGUUGCCAAGAACCCCCUCUGGAAUGGGGACAAAGAGGGUUCUACGUUUGUGGUCUUUGUUUUAGUUAUGCGCUUUGUUUUGUGAAGAAUGAAUGACCAUUGUGGUCUUGUUACAGUGUGUUGGAGUUGGUUCUGUUAGCUUUUUAGUUCUGUUAGUGGAACUCUGAAAGACUCCUCUUUCUUAUGUGAAGAAUCCUCAAAUGCAAUGGAAGUUUGCUGUGGUGUUACUCAGUUCUUUGUAUCUGUUGUCAGUUUUCUUCUCAAGUCAGGAAUACAUUCCCUGCUCAAUUGACAUUUUUCCACCAC
Molecule: messenger RNA, 1192 nt
Organism: Linum tenue
Lineage: Eukaryota; Viridiplantae; Streptophyta; Magnoliopsida; Malpighiales; Linaceae
Source: the annotation of a GenBank genome assembly